Pestalotiopsis fici W106-1 is the source of this 2766-nucleotide messenger RNA. RefSeq lists its product as uncharacterized. Gene Ontology annotation, molecular function: ATP binding; protein kinase activity; protein binding. The transcript is spliced from 2 exons. The coding region runs from base 1 to 2766 and encodes 921 amino acids. The record is from RefSeq and is a predicted model, not a curated record. NCBI's taxonomy places the organism in Eukaryota, Fungi, Ascomycota, Sordariomycetes, Amphisphaeriales, Sporocadaceae. Gene Ontology annotation, biological process: protein phosphorylation; signal transduction.
AUGGCCAUGCUAGCCCCCAAAUCCUACCCGGCGUCACUCGGAUCGGCGGCGUCUACACUGGUUGGUAACAGCCCUUCGGCCAACAUGCCGCCCACGAGGAGAGCCCACCCCAUGCCGUCGUCCGGUCAAGGCUUCGCCAGCCCUACCGAGUCGGAGUUCUCGGACCUGGAUGGUCCGGACGCGGUCAAGAAUUGGAACGAGGACCAAGUCGCCGAGUAUCUGAGAAGCGUAAAGUGCGGCGAAUAUGAAAAAUUAUUCAGGAAAAACCACAUCAACGGCGAGAAUCUGCUCGAGAUGGACAAGGAAGUAUUGAAGGAAAUGGGUAUCGACAAGGUUGGCGAUCGUGUACGCCUGUUUCUCGGCAUUAAGAAGUUGAGGACAAGAACUUAUGCCAAUGUCAAGAAGCGGAAUAGGGAUUCGUUUGGCGGAUUGGCAGACACUCAAUACACCCCGUCGACCGGGUCGCCCAGGCCCCCCAACUCUGCCAGUAGCAGAGCCAUGCCGACUCCGUCCUCAAAUAAGAGAUACUCGCGACAAGUAGAUCUCUCCAGCUUCAACAGUGGGUUGAGUGCUCCCAUUGACAGCGGGAAGGCAACCUCGCGACCCAGUUCCCCGUUGCCGAGCGCAGAUUUGCGUGCGGCCAGAGGCCAGAGAUAUCCCACCCAGCAAGGCUACAUGAGCAAUGCAGCCCCUAAUACAGGAAGACUCCCUAGCUCACCCCCGGAGCAACCCCAAUCCCAACGCCUGGUAAAUACCCACACCAGAAACCAAUCAAGUACGGAUGGCUCGCUGAUGGCUGGACUCCCACAGGGUCAAGACGUUAUCCGUGUCAUCUCUACGGGUGGUGUCACAAAGGUCGUGAAGAUCUCGGGAUGCAGCACUUGCGAAGAGGUCAUGCGGGUAACGUUACGAAAAUUCGCUCUACGGGAAGACCACGAUAGGAAUUACUGCUUCUGGGUGCUAGCCGGUGUCGAGCCUGAUCCUAAGCAGUGCCGGCGACUUGGUGACACCGAGCUUUGGCGCAUUAUCAAGGACCAGAAACGCCCCGAACGAGGCCGCCUCAUUCUCCGUAGAGUUCCCGCUGGUGAACCCGGAGACUCCGAGUUACAGAGAGCUGCAGCAAUCGCCAUGGAAGAGGCCCAGCAAACCCACGCACGAGGUCUUGAGAAUGUGCAAGAUAAGAGAAGCCAGCUCAAGGUACAAAAAUUAUUGGGUGAGAACUGGGAUGAAGGCCUGCAGCAACCACUUUCACCUCUUUCUUUCCAGGAUCGUGAGCGAAAUCUCCAGAGCGCUGCCAGAGACUUGGAGCGCCCAGCUCCUGCCGAUAUGAGGGGAGCACCUCGACGAAAGCUUCUUCGGCAGUUUGGCGGCCUCAGACCGCCCAGCGAGCUUAUUACGUCUGAUCUAACCUCUUAUUUCCCGGAUCAUCCCAAGGAUGAGAUUGAUCGAACCGCAAGACUAUCCAUGCGCCGUUCUACACGCCUCAGUAGAGUCAACAGCCGCCUUAGUGUCGCGAGUAACCUGAGUUUUGCGUCCAGCAUACAAGACGCUCCCCCCAUCCCAACGAUAGCAGAUAGUUGGCUCACUGCCAAUGGCCAAGCCAAACCCAGAACGAGGGAACCGAGUCGAUUGCAGCACCAAUACCGUGACUCAAUCGCCUCUUCCAUGCUCGGCACCUUGACGGAAGAAUCAUCUCUCGAGCCUAACCGCAAGUCAUAUGUUUCAUUUGCAGACAGUGGAUCUGACAGCGCGACUGGUAUUAGUAUCACCGAUCCCGAUGGUCAGAGCCACAUUAUGAGGCAGAGCUACUUUAGCGAGACUAGCACACAAGGCUCUGGUUCUCUGAAAGAGAUCUCUGAAGCACUGCAGCAGGACGGUGAAGAUGAAGAUGCUGAACUGGAGAGCUUCCUUGCCGGCGAUUCGUGGGAUGACAACAAGUGGAUGAAGGGUGCUCUCAUCGGACAGGGCUCCUUUGGCUGCGUCUACUUGGCACUUCAUGCCAUUACUGGUGAGCUUCUUGCUGUCAAGCAAGUCGAGGCACCCUCGCCAGGCGCCAACAGCCAGAGCGACUCCCGCAAGAAGAGCAUGAUCGAAGCCCUCAAGCGCGAAAUCAGUCUUUUGCGUGACCUGCGUCACCCCAAUAUUGUGCAGUACCUCGGAUGCAGCUCCUCUCAGGAGCAUCUGAACAUUUUCCUCGAGUAUGUGCCCGGCGGUUCCGUACAGACAAUGCUCAACUCUUACGGUGCCCUGCCUGAACCCCUUGUCCGAAGCUUUGUUCGACAAAUCCUUCAGGGUCUCUCUUACCUUCACAACCAAGACAUUAUUCAUCGAGAUAUCAAGGGUGCCAACAUUCUCGUCGACAAUAAGGGCACCAUCAAGAUUUCCGAUUUCGGUAUCAGCAAAAAGCUCGAGGCUACCAAUAUUCUCGGCGGCGCCGCCAACAAUAAGCACAGACCCUCGCUCCAGGGCUCCGUGUUCUGGAUGGCUCCCGAGGUGGUCAAGCAGACAUCAUACACGAGAAAGGCCGAUAUCUGGUCGCUUGGCUGUCUGGUCGUUGAAAUGAUGACGGGCAACCACCCGUUCCCAGACUGCUCUCAGCUUCAGGCAAUUUUCAAGAUUGGCGGUGGUCGGGCGACACCUACCAUCCCCGACACUGCGAGCCCCGAGGCCACGAGUUUCUUGAACCAGACCUUUGAAAUCGACCACAACAAGCGUCCAAGCGCCGAUGAAUUGAUACUCAGCGACUUCCUGAGUCCCGUUACUUAG